Pelobates fuscus (common spadefoot toad) is the source of this 1020-nucleotide messenger RNA. It is a transcript of the gene NGRN, whose product is annotated as neugrin, neurite outgrowth associated. The coding region runs from base 20 to 955 and encodes 311 amino acids. NCBI's taxonomy places the organism in Eukaryota, Metazoa, Chordata, Amphibia, Anura, Pelobatidae. The record is from RefSeq and is a predicted model, not a curated record. Gene Ontology annotation, cellular component: nucleus. The transcript has 3 exons.
CUGCAGAAAGUGCGAUCAGAUGGCUGCUGCUGGUCUCACGUCUGUAUGGCGGCUGCGGGCUCUCAUAACCCAUUCCGUGUCCGCUCUGACCGGCCGCUUAGUGACUGGCAGCGGACGGUGUUACUCCUCACUCUCAUGGGAUGACCAUCCUGCCGAGACUGGCUUCCAGUCCGAGGAGGAUGACAUAGAGGACAUAAAGAGAGCACUCAAAAGACAGCAGAAGGCUAUAAAGUUACAAAAAAUUAAAAAAGAGUUUGAACCUCGUGGCCCACCUGAGAGGAUCCUGUCUUGGAAUGCAAUACAACAAAUCAGGUAUUUAAAGCAGAAUUUUCCAGAGGAAUGGACAGUGCCUCGUUUGGCGGAAGGGUUUAAUGUCAGUGUAGAUGUUAUCCGGAGGGUUCUGAGAUCAAAUUUUUCUCCACCUGAAAAACGAAAAUUAAAACAAGAUGUUAAAGUAUCUAAACUAUUAGGGCCAAGUGUCCAUCAGGAAUCCAGAAAGGACGUGUUACAUCUGGCUCCAGCUGCAAAAGAUUCGGCAGUACAACUUUUGUCAUCAGGACUCAGCAGCAAGCAAGUUAGGACCCCAAAACAUCAUCUUAUUCCUCCCUCAGAAACCUCACCGUCUUCAGCAAUAGCUUUGAGGGGAGAGGGCACAAUUGUACAUGUAAGAAAGGAAAAUUUACAGCUCCGUACACAACAAUCAUAUAUAAAUAAGCCUGGCAUGAUCCCUGCUAUGUCCAACAUGACUGUGACAAUUGCUGACAAUCCAAAGUCAGACCUGGUGAAUGUUUUUGAUGAGGAGCAGGAGAACCUUGAUGAAGAAUGGGAUGGUGAAGUGUUAAGUGACCAUGAACUUGAAGAGUUGGCUGAAAGUGGCAUUAAAAACCAAAUGCAAGUUGUACAACAAGGAAGAGAGUUUUUUGACAGCAAUGGAAAUUUUCUUUAUAGGAUAUGAUCACGGAAUGGGACAUUUACCUGCAUAUAUCCAGGAAUAAAAAUAAUUAAAUAAAAAAAAAAAAA